This is a messenger RNA of Python bivittatus (Burmese python), 2398 nucleotides long. It is a transcript of the gene SLC26A11, whose product is annotated as solute carrier family 26 member 11. Gene Ontology annotation, cellular component: membrane. Gene Ontology annotation, biological process: transmembrane transport. The record is from RefSeq and is a predicted model, not a curated record. Lineage: Eukaryota; Metazoa; Chordata; Lepidosauria; Squamata; Pythonidae.
CUGCGUUUACUUUGCCGGUUGAGGCGCCUGAAUUGAGGAACUAGAGCCGUACAGACGCGCUCCGGAAGGGGCCGCUCGGUACCUUUGGAGAGGUGAUCGGAUGGUGCUUGGGUCAUAUUCCACAUCUUUUACCACGACGCAGGACCCGCUAAUGUAUAUCUAUGAACUUCUACUGCCAGUUUGGGAACCUUUCUGAUCUACUCCAGCAAAAUCAUUUGCUAUCCUGACUAUGUUUGCUUGUCUUUGUGACUUUGCUGGUGGAUCCCAAGUGAAUCAGUCUGAACCACACGGAGUCCAGCCAUGUCAGAAGGAAGCCGAGAGUGCUGGAAGCAGUGUUGCAGGACAACUGCAAAGCGAUUGCCCGUGCUAGGCUGGCUACCCAAAUAUUCUCUGCGAUGGCUGCAGCUGGAUCUUGUGGCGGGGCUGACCGUGGGGCUGACCGUCGUGCCACAAGCUCUUGCUUAUGCCGAGGUGGCUGGUCUCCCCAUGCAGUAUGGUCUGUAUUCUUCCUUCAUGGGUUGUUUCAUCUACUGCCUUUUGGGGACCUCGAAAGAUGUAACGCUUGGCCCCACGGCCAUCAUGUCCCUUUUGGUUUCUUCCUAUGCAUUCCAUGAGCCCGCCUUGGCUGUUCUACUCACCUUUCUUUCAGGUUGCAUCCAGUUAGUUAUGGGACUCCUCCAACUUGGUUUCAUUUUGGAUUUUAUCUCGCAUCCUGUCAUUAAAGGAUUUACUUCAGCUGCUGCAGUCACCAUUGGCUUCAACCAAGUCAAGACACUUCUGGGUCUGCACAACAUUCCACAGCAGUUUGUCCUACAGGUAUAUUAUACCUUCUGCAGAAUUAAUGAGACAAGGGCUGGAGAUGCCAUCCUUGGGGUGUCCUGCCUAACAGUGCUUAUGGUCCUGCAACAAAUGAAAAAAGGCAUCCCCAGGACCCAUCUACUGGAAGUCUUGCCUGUCAGGAUCAGCCGGCAUAUAAUUUGGAUAACAGCUACAGCCCGUAACGCUCUUGUGGUUCUCUUUGCUGGUCUUGUGGCCUAUGCUUUCCAAAUGACUGGCUCCCAGCCUUUCAGCCUCACAGGAACAAUUCCCCAGGGACUCCCUCCGCUCCAGCCACCACCGUUCUCCAUCAUCGUAUCCAAUCAUACUCUCUACUUUGGGGAGAUGGUCCAGGCCAUUGGACCUGGCUUGGCGGUGGUGCCACUCAUGGGACUGCUGGAGACAGUUGCUAUUGCCAAAGCAUUUGCCUCUCAAAAUAACUACCAGAUUGAUCCCAACCAGGAGCUGCUAGCCAUGGGUUUUACCAACCUGUUGGGAUCCUUCGUCUCAUCCUAUCCAGUCACGGGUAGUUUUGGCCGGACAGCAGUGAAUGCUCAGACUGGUGUAUGCACUCCUGCUGGAGGACUAAUUACAGGGGCCUUAGUACUCUUAUCCCUGGCCUAUCUUACAUCCCUCUUUUACUACAUUCCCAAGGCAGCGCUGGCAGCAGUCAUCAUCUGUGCUGUGGCUCCAAUGUUUGAUGCCAGGAUCUUCCGCACAUUAUGGCAGGUUAAAAGGCUAGACCUGGUGCCUCUUUGUGUGACGUUCUUUCUUUGUUUCUGGGAAGUGCAGUAUGGCAUCAUAGCAGGGGUGAUGGUUUCUGGAAUCCUCCUGCUCUACCCCGUUGCCAGGCCUCGGAUAAAGGUUGUGAUGGAUGAGGCAAUAGUCAUAAAGCCUGAGAAUGGCCUUCAGUUCCCAGCAAUUGAGUUCCUCCGGAAUAUUGUACACAAGCAAGCUCUAUCAGAGCCUCAGCAACGCAGUGUCAUCCUGGACUGCAGCCACAUCAGCAGCAUUGACUAUACUGUGGUAUUGGGUCUGUCUGAACUUCUGCAGGAAUUCCAGCACCAAGAACUCCGCUUCAUCUUCACUGGCUUGCAGGCUCACGUGCUUGAAGUCUUGCUGGCUGCUGACCUGGAAGGUUUCCGCAAUUUUUCCACCCUAAAUGAUGCAGAAAAAGGUCUUGGAGAAUUGCACAUCGCCAUUGGAGGCAUGCUAGGUGACAACAGCAGUGUACUAACUACAACUGGGAUCAUCCAGUGAAAGAAGAGAACUCAUUAAUGACUGUGUCCAUCCAAGAAGAGAACCUCAGACUGGAGGAUCAAGCUUUGGGCCCAUAGGGUGGCAUAACAGAGUCUGAGCCAAGACUGCAGCCACUCUAUGAUUUAUGUGCAGUGUUACACAUCUCAGUUGGAAUUCAGAAAUUGCUAGCACUUUGGAAUUUUUUUAAUAGGAAGAAUGAGGAACUUCAACUCAACAAAUAAAGAUACAAACAAACAGCUGAAAAUCAUAUCUUCUUUCAGCACUCUAGGAAAAACUUGUAAAACCAGUGUGGAUUAAAUACUUCUAUGACUGUGGUUUAUAA